Suricata suricatta (meerkat) is the source of this 948-nucleotide messenger RNA. Its product is annotated as olfactory receptor 2T33-like. The transcript has 3 exons. Lineage: Eukaryota; Metazoa; Chordata; Mammalia; Carnivora; Herpestidae. Gene Ontology annotation, molecular function: G protein-coupled receptor activity; olfactory receptor activity. Gene Ontology annotation, cellular component: membrane. The record is from RefSeq and is a predicted model, not a curated record. Gene Ontology annotation, biological process: G protein-coupled receptor signaling pathway.
AUGGAGCUAUGGAACCGCACCUCUCUAUCAGAGUUCAUCCUUCUGUGAUUGUUCAGCUACUCAACAUAUGAUUUCCUCUUUUUUCCCCUUGUCCUUCUGGCCUCCACUGCUGCCCUGGUUGGCAAUGUCCUCUUUAUCCUGCUCAUCCAGGCCAAUAGGCACCUGCACACUCCGAUGUACUUUUUCCUCAGCCAACUCUCCAUCAUGGACCUGAUCAUUAUGAGCACAGUGGUGCCCAAGAUGGCAGCUAAUCUUCUCUUGGGCCAUAAGGUCAUCUCUUGGGGUGGUUGUGCCAUUCAGGUCUUCCUAGUGGUCAUGGUAGGAGGAGCAGAGUGCUUCCUCUUGGCAGUCAUGGCCUAUGACAGGUAUGUGGCAGUCUGCCACCCCCUGCGGUACCCUGUGCUUAUGAACUGGAAGGCUUGCUCUCUCCUGGCCUUGGCAUCCUGGAUGGGUGGGGCUAUAGAUGGACUGAUCCAGGCCAUCUUCACCCUGAGCUUUCCCUACUGUGGCUCCCAGGAGAUUGACCAUUUCUUCUGCGAGGUCCCUGCCAUACUAAAGCUGGCCUGUGCUGACACCUCCCUUUAUGAGACCAUGAUCUAUGUCUGCUGCAUCAUAAUGCUGCUCCUGCCCUUCUCUGUCAUCUCUGCUUCCUACCUGCGGAUCCUGGUGGCUGUGCUCCAUAUGCGUUCUGCUGAAGGUCGGCAGAAGGCCUUUGCUACCUGCUCCUCUCACAUGGCAGUGGUCUCCCUCUUCUAUGGGGCAGCCAUGAUCACCUACAUGCGGCCCCAGGCCUACCACUCUUCCAAGCAGGACAAAGUGGUCUCAGCCUUCUAUACCAUGAUCACCCCUAUGCUCAAUCCACUCAUCUACAGCCUGAGGAACAAGGAAGUGGCUGGGGCUUUCAGGAAACUCCUGGGGAGAUGUCCCUGUAGUGAGGGGCAGGGCUAG